Messenger RNA from Cuculus canorus (common cuckoo), 770 nucleotides. It is a transcript of the gene PFDN5, whose product is annotated as prefoldin subunit 5. Gene Ontology annotation, biological process: protein folding; regulation of DNA-templated transcription. The record is from RefSeq and is a predicted model, not a curated record. Bases 88 to 555 code for a protein of 155 amino acids. The transcript has 6 exons. Gene Ontology annotation, cellular component: cytoplasm; prefoldin complex. NCBI's taxonomy places the organism in Eukaryota, Metazoa, Chordata, Aves, Cuculiformes, Cuculidae.
CCGCCAGGGGGCACCCUCUGCCGAGGCGGGAGGGGCACUAGGACCCAGCGCGGGGCUGCUCUCCCCGCGGUCCGUCCGCCGCCCAAGAUGGCGCAGACGGUGAAUGUGGCGGAGCUGUCGCUGCCGCAGCUCGAGCUGCUCAAGGGGCAACUGGAGCAGGAGGUGGAGUUCCUCUCAUCGUCUGUCGCGCAGCUCAAGGUGGUGCAGACCAAGUACGUGGAAGCCAAGGACUACCUCAGUGUGCUCAACAAGAGCAACGAAGGGAAGGACGUGCUGGUGCCGCUCACCAGCUCCAUGUACGUCCCUGGGAAGCUCUCAGAUGUCAAGCACGUCCUGAUUGAUGUUGGAACCGGUUACUAUGUGGAGAAGUCGGCAGACGACGCCCGCGACUUCUUCAAGCGCAAAAUCGACUUCCUGACCAAGCAGAUGGAGAAGAUCCAGCCAGCGCUGCAGGAGAAACACGCCAUGAAGCAGGCCGUGGUGGAAAUGAUGAGCCAGAAGAUCCAGCAGCUCACGGCCCUGGGAGCCGCGCAGGGGGCAACCACCAAGGCGUAGCCUUCAGCCUCACAGGCUGCCCUCCUCGCCAUCACCGCUGGGAUGGGAGCGGAGGAAGCUGGGGGGAAAUGGGGGCUGCGGCGCAGCCCCCCCAAUCUUAUCUCUCCCCAUCCCAGUUUUCCAGCGGCUUUUCCCACCCUGGCAGUACCUGUCCCCCAGUUUUUGGACACAGCUUCUCGCUGCUGCAGUGCAGAAUAAAGGAAAGACUUGUCGGA